Messenger RNA from Galleria mellonella (greater wax moth), 5595 nucleotides. It is a transcript of the gene Dlg5, whose product is annotated as disks large homolog 5. Gene Ontology annotation, molecular function: protein binding. NCBI's taxonomy places the organism in Eukaryota, Metazoa, Arthropoda, Insecta, Lepidoptera, Pyralidae. The record is from RefSeq and is a predicted model, not a curated record.
UCUUCCGUCAUUCAUUCAUUCGAUUUGCCUUCCUAUAAAAGGUAGAAACGAGAAAUGUUGGCAAAUUAGUGACGAUAAAAUACGUGUUAUCUUUUUGUUUGAAGUUAUUUUUCAUUAAUUUAUAGCAUAAGUGGAAAUCGAGGUAGUGGUGUGGGACAAUGGACAGUUAAAACUAACGAAUAAGAUAAAUGAUGGCAUCUGGUACAUCCUCCUUGGAGAGUAAUGGCAGUAAUGAGUCAAUAGUUACAUUACCCCACAGUUACGUGAGUAACGAACGGCACAACAGCACCCAAUUACCAGCCGUACCUAUUCCAAUCGAGUAUGACGUGCUGACCGCGAACCAGUGCUACGACAAGCCGAGCUACACGGUGAAGGCUCACGGUGCUCACGUGAUGAGCGGACCGUACGAGCCGCUCACAUACGAUGUGCUCGGCAACACUAAUGAGAGUAUCAAGCAGCAAUGCGAGAUCAACCAGCUGCGGCGCCAGCAUACGGAGACGUCGAGGAGGUGCGAGCACGUUAUGAAGGAGUUGGAAUAUGUACGCGGGCAGCACAGAGCGGCGAUGAACAAGCUCGAGGUAUCGGCUCAGGAGGCCAGCAGUCUGCGCGGCAAAUGUAACGACCUGCUCAGCGACAAACAGCGUUUGGAGCGCGAGGUUGCACAUUUACAACAGAACAGUAACUCCGAGGGGAGUCCUGACGCUAUGAUGCAUACAAUUACGAAGUACGAAGCUCUCAAGGACGAGUUCGAAUGUUAUAGGAAAAGAUAUGAAGAUUUAAUAGAAAAACACAACACGACAUUUAAAAAACUUCAGAUAGUACAAGAGGAGAACAGCAGGCUGAAAGCUCAGUGCCAUGAGCUGACGCAAGAAAGGAAUGCCAUAGUUCGCGAACGAAACGCGCUGAAGCAGCAGGUGGGCAGCAUGGUGCGGCAGUGGGACGGUGGCCUCCGUGACCGCGACGACAUCAAGCGCCUCACCAGCCAGCGCGACGCCGCCAUGGCCGAGUACACGCUCAUCAUGAGCGAGAGAGAUACGGUGCACAAGGAGAUGGAGAAGCUGUCGGACGAGCGGCAGGCGGCGCUCAACCGCGUGGCCGCGCUCGAGGCCGCGCUGCAGGCCUCCCGCGACAAGGAGAGGGCCUCCGCCCUGAAGGAGGAGAGCCUCCGCCGCGAGCUGGAGUUGGUGCUGGUGGACCGCGACCGCGCCAUCAAGGAGUGCACCGACCUCAAGACCCCACAGAACACUUCCACGCUUGGGAAAUCGCGGCAAGACAACUCUGCGUAUCACCACUUGGGCCUCUCAAGUGGUGUGGGUAACGACGGGUUCCUCAGUGGACAGCAUUCCAAUGACCCUUCGUUGGAUAAAUUUCAAGGCCUGGUGGGUAUGUCGGCCGAAGCAGCGGACAAAGAGCGUGCAGAAUCGCUGGAACAGAACAACCCAGAGCUGGAGAGGCUGCGCAAGCAGCUCGACCGCCUGCAAGACGAGCUGAAUGUCGCACAGCGCGAGGCCGAGGUGUCAAAAUGUAGACGGGAUUGGGCUUUCUCGGAGAGAGACAAAUUAUUGCAAGAGAGAGAAAGUGUGAAAGCUUUGUGCAAUAGACUAAGAAAGGAGCGCGACCAGAUGGUGGGCGAGCUGGCGGAGGCGCGGCGGCACGGCGGCAGCAGGCCGCCCGACGUCGUCAAAGACCUCAAAAACGUAAGAGAUUCCGCGCCACCUGACACCGACCCCGCGCUGCAGGACUUCGAGUGGGACCUGAUAGAAGUGGAGUUGAACUGGAUCGGCAAAGACGGAGAUCUGGGGUUCGAGUUGGCGGGCGGCCGCGACGAGCCCUACUACCCCAACGAUAGUAGUAUAUACGUCACCUCUGUCAAGAAGGGAUCGCCCGUUGAGGGGAAAAUUAUGCCGCUGGACCGCGUGGUGGAGGCGUGCUCGGGCUCGCGCUGGGCUCGCGGCGCCGCCCUCGCCGCCGCCCUGCGCGCCGCCCUCGCGCGCGGGCCCGCCGCCCUGCGCCUGCAGCGGCCGCGCGCCGCCCGCCGCACGCUGCGCCUGCCCGGCGCGCGCGGCCUGCUGCUGCACCGCGGUAUAUUUGUGAGCAAAAUAACAAGCGGUAGUCCCGCGGCCAAGGAAGGGAAUAUAUUCGUCGGCGAUCGAGUUGUUAGCAUAAAUAAUAGGUCGCUAGAGGGCGUUAAGAGCGUAUCCGAAGCGAUGGCGAUGUUGAACGAGAACCAAUACGACGUUCUGGUGACUGUAGUAAGGCCGCUGUACCCUUGUUGUGAUAGGGAUAGGUUCCCAGCGUAUGAGCAUUCGUAUUCGGACAAUAAGACGGUGAAUAUAUGUUCGCAAACAGAAGACACGUAUUGUGAGUUUGUACAGCCGCCGCCGGACUCGAAGGUGCACGUGGAGCACGGCGUGCCGGACUUCGACCGGCGGUACGUGUACCACGUGGCGGCCGGCAGCCAGGGCAAGAUACACCAGGAGAGGGGAACGUGGGACAUGAUUAGGGGGAAAUUCGAAGCGGUCACCGGGAGGAGCAAGUCUAAAGACAAACAAAAUAAGGUACCGGAGACGGACGCUAUCGCGGAGUUGGACUCCGUUAUCGACAGUUAUCACGGGAAGAGCGUUAAAGAAACUAGCAGUGUUUUAAAACGCUCACGGAGAAAAAAUAAGGAGUCCCAAAAUGACGCUAAAAAUGGCGGUACAUGGCCUAAAGCGAGAGCCAACUUCAAUCUAGAAGAAAACUCUACCGGAACAAUAGUUCAGCCGAGGUCUAGGAAAGAACGACUGCCGUUAUCCAUACUGUUCAGUCCGCCAACCAAGUUGCCGCCGGAACCGCAAAGAUCGAAUACCAACAGAAAUUCGAACCCCAUACCGUUAGGUCACGCCCCGCUAACCCAAGUGACAACACCAGCGCGGCAUUCUAUGUACAAAUCUAUAGAAUCCACUCCAGCAAUCGAGCACUUUCCCAAACCCGCCCCACUGACAAUCCAUAACCCUUUUGCCUCACCGAACAGUAUGAACUUCGAGAAAAUUCGAACGUUGGAAAAAGACAAAAUAUCCAUGAGUGAUUAUUCAGAUCACGACAUGACCCCAAACCGCUUAAGUUUAGUAUUAAAUCCGUCCGACGAUUCGCUAGACUAUCAACCGGUCGCUCGUAGCCGGACGAAAAGUCCCCACUCGUUAGAUUUCAUAGUGAACAAAGGGCCGAGCUCCCUAGAUUUCGUGUCGAGAAAAUCUCCCAGUUCACUGGAGCACUCGAUUAAAAAUCAUCCAGGAAAUGAUUUACUGGACCAGUACUAUUCCUCAAAGAAGUCCUCGUCGCCGAAAACUGUGAAUAAGUAUCCUUCAGACAGCGAUAGUUUCGGGCCGGAUAGUUUGAACAGCAACCCGAACUAUCCAAUGACUGGAACCCUGCCGAGUCAGUCGCGUCUUCAAUCUCAGUACUAUAGGGGACCGUUUGCGAACUUACACCCUUAUACAUCUAGUCGCUAUCCCCACCUGGCAAGUCCUACGAAUAUACCGCAGAGCCAGUCGGGGGAGAGCAUAGGUACUAGUUACGAUAUGCACUCAUUCACGUCCCAUACACAUAACAUGUCAGAUCUUCAGCCGGUGCCGAGGACAGGCCGCGUCGGGGAUUAUCAUCAUACAUACGAAGGCGGUACGUUUCCAAGGAAAAAGGAAAACCAGAGGUUUCGUGUCCCCUCCAAUCCUAGUGUAACGUCCAAGAAUUCCGCAGGGAAGUUGAGCACAGGAUCUAUCGAAAGAAGUUCUGAAAGGAAUUCACCAAUGCCGACAUUUCACGUGGAAGUUUUAAGUCCUGGACACGGUGCAAAGCAAUUGACGCACAAGGGCACAAGGAACUCUAUGCCGGAGUAUUGUGGGAUUGGUUUAGACAAACCUUUGCCUGGAGAACUGAGGAGGGUACAUAUAGACAAGAGUCAGCAACCUCUCGGUAUUAAAAUAGAUUGUCCACCUAGGAGUGGCGGCGUUUUUGUAUCGACAGUAAACGAAAAUUCCUUAGCUAGUCAAGUAGGUUUACAAGUCGGGGACCAGUUGUUAGAAGUUUGCGGUAUUAACAUGCGAUCGGCGACAUACUCUCUCGCAGCGCAAGUGCUGAGACAAAUUGGCAAUUCUAUAACCAUGCUCGUGCAAUAUAGUCCAGAUAAAUAUAAGGACGAAGUCGAGGUGCCUGGUAGCUCGUCUUCUCCAGAAAGUUCCCACGAGGACGACGUUUCUCUGUCUGGGUCUCCAACACCAAGAAAUUCUCCUGGACCGCAGCAGUCUAUUCGAAUGGAGACGCCAUCUAGUGAGGUGGCCACGUUGAGGCAGUCGUCAGGGAACAAGGACCUGCCGAAGUUUCUUCGGAUAGACAUGCGGAACUGUUCCGACCUGGGUAUUAGUUUGGUAGGCGGCAACGCAGUGGGUAUAUUCGUACAUAGUGUGCGUAUAGAUUCGCCGGCGUAUAUCGCUGAACUAAGGACUGGUGAUCAGAUCUUGGAAUACAAUAACGUGGAUCUCAGGCAUGCUACGGCCGAGCAAGCCGCACUAGAGCUGGCCAAGCCAGCGGAUAAGGUGAACGUGAUAGUUCGUCACGAUCUCCAGCAAUACCACGAGAUAAAGGAUAAGCCGGGUGACGCGUUCUACAGAGCCGGGUUCGACCGCUGCAACAAGUUCACGUCCAACGGCAUGGACACGCUGGACGAGUACUCGCUCUGGUUCAGGAAGGACGAAGUGCUGUUCGUCGACAACACGCUGUACAACGGCGCCCCCGGUCUCUGGCGUGCUUGGCAGCUCGACUGCAAGGGGAUGAAGCGACAGUGGGGGACCAUACCCAGUAAAUUCAAGGUGGAGGAGCUGCUGCGGCGGUCGCUGGGCCCGCUGGAGGCGGACUCGCGGCGCGCGCUGACGACGGCGCGGCGCUCGUUCUUCCGCCGCAAGAAGCACCGCGACAGCAAGGAGCUGGCCUCCUUCUCCAACACCGAGCUCGGCUGCUGGAGCGACUCGGGCGCGCUCGCCGACGACCUGCCGCUGCUCUCCUACCAGCGCGUCGAGCGCCUGCACUACGGCAGCCAGCGGCCGGUGGUGGUGCUGGGCCCGCUGCGCGAGUGCGUGGCCGCGAAGCUGGUGUCGGACUGGCCGCGCGUGUUCGUGCUGCCGCAGGAGCCGCGCCCCGCCUCGCACGCCUCGCACCUCGACUGCAUCCCGCUGCAGGCCAUCCGCGACCGCGCCGACAAGGGCAUUCACUGCAUCCUGGAUAUCAGUGUGGCGACAAUAGAGAAAUUACAUAAGCAGCAGAUCUACCCUAUAGUGCUGUUUAUAAAGUUCAAGUCUGUCAAACAAAUCAAAGAAAUGAAAGACACGCGAUACCCCUCGGAGAAAGUAUCCGCGAAAGCUGCUAAGGAGAUGUACGAACAUGGGCUGAAGGUCGAGAAUGAGUAUAGAAAUUACAUAUCGGCGGAAAUACCAGCGGGCGUGAAUAUUGCCUACAUCUGCACGCAGAUCAAAGAAGCUGUCGAAGAGGAGCAGAACAAGACGCUGUGGGUGCCGUCCGUGCAGGCCUGACCUUUGCCCCCCACACCGCCGCGACACAAGUCCG